AUGCUUUUAAGGUGUAUAGUUGUGUUCCUAUCCUUUGGUUACAUUUUUGCUUCUGAUUCAUGGCGCAAACCUGGUUGUCAUCGAAUUGGGCACACCAGAAACAUUAGUAUACCAGACUGUGUCCAAUUCAAAAUCACGACAAACGCAUGCCGCGGGUUUUGCGAAUCAUGGUCGCUACCGAGCAUCAUGCUGGGCUUCAAACGACAUCCCGUCACCUCGCUCGGCCAGUGCUGCAAUAUUAUGGAAGCUGAAGACGUACCUGUGAAAGUUCUAUGUUUGGAUGGUGAACGGAAGUUAAUAUUCAAAUCCGCAGUGUCCUGUGCAUGCUAUCAUUGCCAAAAAGAAUAACACUAUGUUUCAGAAUAGAACUGAAAACAUGUC
This is a messenger RNA of Achroia grisella, 381 nucleotides long. RefSeq names its product thyrostimulin alpha-2 subunit (gene Gpa2). Gene Ontology annotation, molecular function: hormone receptor binding. Lineage: Eukaryota; Metazoa; Arthropoda; Insecta; Lepidoptera; Pyralidae. The record is from RefSeq and is a predicted model, not a curated record. The coding region runs from base 1 to 348 and encodes 115 amino acids. The transcript has 3 exons. Gene Ontology annotation, biological process: cell surface receptor signaling pathway.